GUAUGUAUGUAUACGUUUUAUUAGUACCUAUUUACUACUACUACUAGUACAUAAUUGGGAGACAAGAUUAGCAUAGUGUUUUUUAUCUUUGUUCGGACUGAACAAGUAAGAAAGAUAACGAUUCAGCAACAAUUUAAAACAAGUGAAUGAUUCCCAGCAGUUCGAAACAUCCGCCUGUGGAUAAUCACAAGUACAUUAGGUCUCGGUAGUGAUAAGCUAAUACAAAUUAUUUGAAUAUUUGUAGCAUUGGUUGAAAUAAAAACCACUGACAGUUAACGGGUUAAAUUUAAGAAUCAUUUUUCAACCGGCACAUUAUUAGAAUGUUCAACAAGACGUGACGAAAGGUAAAACGGUAGUUUAGUUGUCAAUUUUUUUGUGAAACUGCACAAAAUGGAAAAAGAAGCGAUGCAACUACAACCCACUGGAAAGAACAAAUAUGGAUCGGGAGAGUUGGGAGAAGUUGAACCUGAGGAAUAUGAUCCUCAUACUCAUCGAACAGUACCUCAUCCUACCUCUAACAAUGAAACGUUAAUUCACAUACUUAAGGGUAGUUUAGGAACAGGGAUC
This is a messenger RNA of Agrilus planipennis (emerald ash borer), 567 nucleotides long. RefSeq names its product proton-coupled amino acid transporter-like protein pathetic. Lineage: Eukaryota; Metazoa; Arthropoda; Insecta; Coleoptera; Buprestidae. The record is from RefSeq and is a predicted model, not a curated record. The annotation marks the transcript as partial. The transcript has 4 exons.